This is a messenger RNA of Symbiodinium natans, 1812 nucleotides long. Lineage: Eukaryota; Dinophyceae; Suessiales; Symbiodiniaceae. The record is from the annotation of a GenBank genome assembly.
AUGGCCAGUAGCGCCGGUUCCUCAGUGGCCGCUGCAGCGGGCCCGGCGCAGGCUUUCGUGGGCGCUCCGGUCGCCCGCGCCCAGGUCCACCAGGGCCGUGCGAGCUCCGACCCAAAGGUCAAGCCAACCUCGGCCUCCAGUACCGGGCUUGCCACGGCCAUGUUUGCGGUGGGCACCGCCGGUGCCGCCGCCGCACGUAGCCGCGCCCGGGGCGGCGCCGCCCUGCGCCGGCUCUUGCGUGCAGGACCUGCGGGCACGAAGCUUUCGGUGCAGCCGAGCGCGGUGUCCCUCUCCGCGGAGGGCCGUGCAAGCUUCAGCGCCGUGGCGAUGCAGGCGGCCGCCGUUGCCGAGGCCCCAGUGAAGACGGCCACCAGCUAUGAAGUGGGCCAGAAGCUGCACGGUUGGACUUGUGUCCGGGCCGAGUACAUCAAGGAGUUCAGCUGCAGCGGCUACCUCUUCCAGCACGACAAGACCGGUGCCGAGCUGAUGUCCAUGGUCCAGCCGGCGGACGAGAACAAGACCUUUAGCGAGAACUCCAACGGCAUCGCCCACGUCUUGGAGCACUCUGUUCUCUGUGGCAGCCGCAAGUAUCCCCUGAAGGAGCCUUUCGUGGAACUCAUGAAGUCGAGCUUGCAGACAUUUCUGAACGCCAUGACCUUCCCUGAUCGCACCUGCUACCCGGUGGCCAGCUGCAACCUCAAGGACUUCUACAACCUCAUCGACGUCUAUCUGGAUGCCGUCUUCCACCCUCGUGCCAUUAACGACCCGCGCGUGCUGGCUCAAGAGGGGUGGCACUACGAGGUCGAGAAGAAGGAUGAGCCUCUCAAGUACAAGGGCGUGGUGUUCAACGAGAUGAAGGGCGUCUACUCGAACCCGGACGCUGCACACGGACGGCUGGCGAACAUGUCCAUGUUCCCGGACACUCAGUACGGAGUCGACUCUGGCGGUGACCCCAGGGAGAUCCCCUCCCUCACUUUCGACUACUUCAAGAACUUCCACGGCAAGUUCUACCACCCCUCCAACGCGAAGUUCUGGUUCUACGGCGACGACCCCGCAGACGAUCGCCUUGAGCUCUUGGACAAGUUCCUGUCCGAGUUCGAGAAGAUCGAGGUGGAUUCGAAGAUUGAGGCCCAGCCACUGUUCAAGGAGCCCAAGACGGUGAUCGGCGAGUUUGCUGUGGGCGAGGACGAGGACAUCUCCAAGAAGACCAUGAUCAGCGGCGGCCUGGACGACAGCAUGCUGCAGGCCACCUUCUCCGUCGGCCUGAAGGACAUGAAGGCGGAGGAUGUGAAGAAGGUUGAGGAGCUGAUCAUGAAGACCCUUGAGGAGCUGGCAGAGACGGGCUUUGAGAGCGACGCGAUCAAGGCGGCAGUGAACACCAUUGAGUUCCAGAAUCGUGAGCUGAACACUGGGUCUUUCCCCAAGGGCCUGGCGCUCCUGUUCGCCGCGAACUCCAACUGGAACUACGACGCCGAUCCCUUCGAGGCCUUGAAGUUCGAAGGCCCGCUUCAGGAGCUGAAGCAGCGCCUGGACAAGGGCGAGCCUGUGUUCCAGGACUUGAUUCGGACGAAGCUCCUGGACAACCCGCACAAGGUCGUGGUCGAGAGCCGCCCCUCCAAGGAUCUCAGCAAGAAGGAGAAGCUGGAGCUCGAGAAGCACCGAGCCACUCUCGAGGAGGAGGAUAUCCAGCAGCUCAUUGAGGAGACGACGAAGCUGAAGGAGAUUCAGGAGACCCCAGACACCGCUGAGGCCAUGCAGACAGUGCCACGCUUGGAGCUGUCGGACAUUCCCAAGGUGGGUGCUCCACGAUAG